Nanorana parkeri is the source of this 2846-nucleotide messenger RNA. RefSeq names its product DEAD-box helicase 54 (gene DDX54). The record is from RefSeq and is a predicted model, not a curated record. Gene Ontology annotation, cellular component: nucleus. The transcript is spliced from 20 exons. Lineage: Eukaryota; Metazoa; Chordata; Amphibia; Anura; Dicroglossidae. Gene Ontology annotation, molecular function: RNA binding; ATP binding; RNA helicase activity.
GGGAUUUCUGGUGUCUGGGACUUGUCAAGGCUGAUUACUGAAGGGAAGAAGUAUAGACAUGGCUCAGAAGAAGCGGAAGGGACACAGGACACGGAAACCGGCUAAGGACCGAGGAGAAGAGGAGAGCGACACAGGGGAGUUUGAUGUCACCUCCGGGGUCCCAGAACAAGAUGGAGUGCACCUCCCAUCAUUCCCCACUGCAGAUGGUGGUUCGGAUACAGAAUUGGACACUAGACAAUUGGUUCGAGCACAGAACAAAAAGAAAAAGAAGUCAGGAGGGUUCCAGUCAAUGGGUCUUAGUUAUCCUGUCUUUAAGGGUGUGAUGAAGAAAGGUUACAAAGUUCCAACACCAAUCCAAAGAAAGGUAAUUCCUGUCAUUCUGGAUGGCAAGGAUGUCGUAGCUAUGGGACGAACUGGCAGUGGUAAAACUGCUUGCUUCCUCAUCCCUAUGUUUGAGAAGCUGAAGGCUCACAGUGCACAAACUGGUGUCCGUGGACUUAUUUUAUCACCUACCAGAGAACUUGCCCUGCAGACUCUGAAGUUCACCAAAGAGCUUGGAAAAUUUACUGGUUUGAAGACUGCCCUUAUAUUGGGUGGAGACAAGAUGGAAGAUCAGUUUGCUGCGCUACAUGAAAACCCUGAUAUAAUCCUUGCUACCCCUGGUCGUCUCAUGCACGUGGCAGUGGAGAUGAAUCUGAAGUUACGCAGUGUUGAGUAUGUGGUCUUUGAUGAAGCAGACAGACUUUUUGAAAUGGGGUUUGCUGAGCAGCUGCAGGAGAUCCUUGCUCGUCUUCCAGAAGCCCGCCAGACCUUGCUUUUCUCAGCCACUCUACCCAAGAUGCUGCUAGAAUUUGCCCGUGCAGGUCUUACUGAACCUGUGCUAAUCCGUCUAGAUGUUGACACAAAGCUAAAUGAUCAAUUAAAGCUGGCAUUUUUUAACGUGAGGGCCGAAGAUAAACCUGCUGUUCUUUUACAUCUUUUGCGCUGCAUUAUAAAACCUCAGGAACAAACAGUCAUCUUUGUGGCCACCAAACACCAUGCUGAGUAUCUGAGAGAGAUGCUGGAUAUGCAGAGUAUCCCAUGUUCCCAUAUAUACAGCUCUCUUGAUCAGACUGCCAGAAAGAUUAACCUGGGUUUGUUUCUGCAUGGAAAAGUAAACGCUUUAUUGGUCACAGAUGUGGCAGCUCGCGGUAUUGAUAUACCUAUGCUUGACAAUGUCAUCAAUUAUAACUUCCCUCCCAAAGGCAAACUUUUCCUGCAUCGUGUGGGUCGUGUGGCUAGAGCAGGUCGGAGCGGCACAGCUUAUUCUCUGAUAGCUCCUGAUGAAACGCCUUAUGUGUAUGAUCUUCACCUCUUUCUAGGAAGACCACUGAAACUGGCAGACCCACAGGCUGAUUUAGGUACAUCAUAAAGUCCUGCUAGUGAUCUGGAUGCAGAUGGUGUUCUAGGACGAGUUCCACAAAGUUUGAUAGAUGAUGAAGAUGCUCUGCUAAUCACAGACCAUGAGAGAUCUUUAGAGCUGCAGAACCUGCAUCGCAUCUCUGAAAAUGCUUACAAACAAUACAGCAAAUCCAGACCAGCCCCAGCUCCAGAGUCUAUAAAACGUGUCAAAGAAGCCAAUUACAACCUGUUGGGAGUGCACCCCUUGUUCUGGUCUCGUCUUGGUGGGGAAGAAAUGCAGAGACUGAAGUUUGUGGACAGCAUUAAAUCUUAUAAAUCAAAAGCGACAAUCUUUGAAAUUAAUGCGACCAAUAAGACAACUGCCAGUGAAGUGAUGCGUGCCAAGAGAAAUCAAGAUUGUAAGGUCAUCUCCAAGUUCCAGCGUUUGCAGGAAGAGAAAGCAAAUAGUACAGCACGGUCCCCAGCCAGUGUUAAACCUGAUCUGUCAGCCAGCCAAGACAGUUCUGAAGAAAAUAUAGAGGGGGUUUUCUCACAAGUGGUUGGAAAGAGGAAGAGGUCAGAUGGGGCUGACGCUGAAAGCAGAAAGAAAAAUAAAACGGAUACUACUCAGGAUGCAGAGUAUUACAUCCCAUACAAACCAAAGGACUUUGAGAGUGAAAAAGGACUGAGUAUCGGAGGCAGCAGCUUUGAGCAGGCAGCAGCAGGGGCAGUACUGGAUCUGCUGGGGGACCAGACUGAGAAUCUUUGCAAAAACAAACAUAUCCUGAAGUGGGAUCGUAAGAAAAAAAAGUUUGUGGGAGCUGGAGGACAUGAGGAUAAGAGGAAAGUAAAGACAGAGAGCGGACGUCGUAUCAGCAGCUCUUAUAAGACAAACAUAUAUGAGGACUGGAAGAAAAAGUACAAGAUUGAUGAUCAGGACUCUGAGGAAGAUGAAGGCACACAGACCGGAAGGACACAUAAGAAGGGAAGAGGUAGACGUGGUGGCCCUCAAGGUGGGCCCCGUACAGAGACACCAGGCCCCCGUGGCCAGGUCCGCUCUGAGCUGCGCACCAAACAGCAGAUUCUCAAGCAGAGAAGAUCACAGGAUAAACAGCGUUUCUUACAAAGCGGAGGAAUGAAAAAAAUCAAAAAUAAAACAAAGCAGAGAAUGCAGGAUAUGAGGAAAUCUGCUUUUGGCAGAGGGAAGAGCAAUGGAUUUAAGAAAGGAAAGAUGAAGAAAAGAUCUUGAUGCUUCCAAGCAUGUUGAUGAGCUCCUGCAGCGGUAACCAGAACACCACAUAGCUCAUUUGGAAUAAACUUGCUUGCUGUGCAAAGGAACACUACGUUGGUCUGUAUUGGACAGGCAUAAUAAAUGGAUUCCUGAUCCACAGCUUGAGCAUUUAUAACUUUGCUCAAAUAAACAGACAAAACCUUGGCAAAUUUUAAAGAUGAUUUAUUUAUCUUUC